Messenger RNA from Aethina tumida (small hive beetle), 6111 nucleotides. Its product is annotated as cholesterol transporter ABCA5-like. Gene Ontology annotation, cellular component: membrane; intracellular membrane-bounded organelle. Bases 363 to 5558 code for a protein of 1731 amino acids. NCBI's taxonomy places the organism in Eukaryota, Metazoa, Arthropoda, Insecta, Coleoptera, Nitidulidae. The record is from RefSeq and is a predicted model, not a curated record. The transcript has 16 exons. Gene Ontology annotation, molecular function: ATP hydrolysis activity; lipid carrier activity; ABC-type transporter activity. Gene Ontology annotation, biological process: lipid transport; transmembrane transport.
GCCGUCUCUCACACACCGCCACGCACCGACAAAAAAGCCGCCCUUCGUUUCGGCGUUUACGCGAUUUAAAAAAGGAAAACGAUCAGACCGAAGUGUCCAGUCGGUGUGCCGUUCCUGUUAUCGAGUCCGGGGGGUGGCCGUGUACCGCUGGGGGGUUGACGGCGAGGUGGCCGAGGCAAUAUGGCGGCGGGAAAUGUGUGCGGCGAGACGAUAUAGGCCACUACGUUUUCGGGGGUGAAUGGGACUGUUUCGACGCUUGUGUUCGUUGUGACAGUUCGGCUUUGUUGAGAAAUGGACAAAUCACCAAAAGUGAAACGUACGAAGUAAUAAAUUAUCAUUAGUUAUAAAUAAACUGAAGAAAAAUGGAGGAGCCAACUCACUCCGUUUAUCUGCAACAACUGAAGGCGAUGCUGAUCAGAAACAUCCUGAUCAAAAAGAAGGAGAAACGAAAAACUCUCACCGAAAUCGCGCUGCCCUUGUACUCGUUGGGGCUGUUGAUAUUCAUCAAGUUCGCCCUGCCCAACCCCAACUUCCCGGUGAUGGACACGCCGCACGGCGAGGCGGAGUUGUUCAAUCACUUUCAGAAGAACAGCAGCCACGUCAUACACGUGGUGCCGAACACGACGGACACGCAGGAGUUCUUGAAGAGGGUCGACCAGCUGUGGUACAGCUCGGCGGUCAACGCGACGCCCUUAAAAUGGAUUCUAUACGAGACGGAAGAAGAUUUACUGACGGCGUAUUGGAUGAGACCGGACCGCGUUUCUUUGGCGGUCAUUUUCGAGGAACCCGGCCCAAUUAACGGACAACUAAGGUACGAAAUAAGAACGAACCCGUCAAUUUACGGUACACCUCCGACCACGGCGCCGUACGCGUCGCAGGCGUCGUGCAGGUCUACAAAAAAGAAAGGGAUACUUGCAGCCGCCGGCGUGAGCGUUUCCGGAGCCUCGGUCUCGGGCGUUUCCAUAGAACUUGGCGAAAGUUGCCCCGUCAAUAUGUACUAUUAUUCCGGUUUUGCGGCCCUACAAACCCUGUUGGACUACACCAAAAUCAAAAUGGAGACCGGGGAGGAGAGUUUACAAGUGCCUCAAAUCAUCCUGGCGAUGUUCCCCAAAGCUGCGUUCACCGGCAACUGGAUGGUGGCCUUCAGAUUGAUCAUACCCUUGUACAUGGUGUUCGCGCUGACCCAAUUCCUGGCCUACUUGCUUAUCCUGAUCAUCGGCGAGAAGGAGAAGAAGAUCAAGGAGGGAAUGAAGAUAAUGGGACUUAGAGACUCCGUGUUUUGGUUGUCGUGGUUCAUAAUCUACGGAAUUUUCGUUUUGUUUUUGUCUAUUGUUUGCUGUACUAUAUUGUACAUUCUUAAAGUCUUCAACAACACCAACAUACUUUGGAUAUUCUUGUUGACGCUUCUUUAUUCGUUUUCCAUUAUAAUGUUCGCGUUCUUGAUCACCCCUUUCUUCGACAAGGCUAGAACUGCAGGAAUUUUGGGCAACUUUGUGAUCACCAUCAUGAGCUUGCUCUACUACAUACAAGUAUUCGUGGACGAUUCUAGUUCAGCUGCACUUUACUUGGUCAGUCUGAUCAGUUCGUCAGGAUUUGCCUUAGCUAUGGAUCAAGCUUUGGUGAUGGAUAUGAGUGGUGAAGGAAUCAAUUUCGAUAACCUGUGGUCUGGACCAGGCAUGCCCUUUGGUGGCAGUCUGAUAAUGAUGGCCUUGGACGUCAUACUCUAUGGUCUUCUGGCCUAUUAUUUGGACUCGGUAAUACCGAGCGAACACGGGGUUAAACGCACCCCACUGUUCUGUUUCAUGCCUUCCUACUGGUGCAACAAGAAGAAGAUGCUAAACAGAAUUCCUUUGGAAAAUGGCGGAUCGGUUGGAUCAUUGAACACUGGAGAGGAUGCCAAUAAUGAUUUGGAGCCAGUGCCAAGAGAAAUGAAAGAGAGGGAGGCCAUAAAAAUAGUGGAUAUGUAUAAGACAUUCCACAGUUGUGGCAAACCUGAGAUUAAAGCAUUGAAUGGCAUCAACUUAACCAUUUACGAGGGACAAAUCACCGCCAUUUUGGGUCAUAAUGGUGCUGGAAAGACUACUUUGUUCAAUAUUCUUACAGGAUUAACUGCUCCUACUUCAGGAUCUGCUUAUAUUUUUGGUUAUGACAUUACUGAUCCAAGAAGUAUGGACAAGAUUAGAAGUAUGAUUGGAGUAUGUCCUCAGCAUGACAUCCUUUUUGAUAACUUGACAGUUUUGGAACACCUCCACUUUUUUGCAGCUGUUAAAGGAAUUGCUCCAUCAGUCAAAGAUUUUGAAGUGAAAAAAACUAUAAAAGAUGUAGAUUUAGUGGACAAAGCGAAGACCAAAGCAAAACACUUAAGUGGUGGCCAAAAACGUAAGCUGAGCGUCGGAAUUGCUGUCAUUGGCAAUCCAAAGAUCAUAAUUUUGGAUGAACCAACCGCUGGUGUUGAUCCCUACUCCCGACGUCACAUGUGGUCAGUUCUUCAAAACAGAAAACACGGCAGAGUUAUACUCCUUACAACUCAUUUCAUGGACGAAGCUGACAUACUAGCUGAUCGAAAGGCGGUAGUUUCCAAGGGCAACAUAAGAUGCUGCGGUAGCUCCUUGUUCCUCAAGAACAAGUUCGGAAUCGGGUACCAUUUGACGUUAGUGCUCGAAAGUUCGUACAAGGAGCACGCAAUAGCAAGAUUAGUAACAACCCACGUGCCAAAGGCCGAAAAGGCCAGACGCCAUGGACGCGAACUCAGCUUUAUACUUCCUCACAACGCAGUCGACAAUUUUGCCCCCUUGUUCUCGGCCAUCGAACAAGAAAUCAACAACAGAAGCAAAUUGGGAAUCUCCAGUUAUGGAGUAUCUAUGACGACUUUGGAAGAAGUGUUUUUGCACUUGGAAAAGGACGAAGAAACCGAAUGUACUGUGGAUAAUUUAUCUAAGAAGAUUGUCAGAAACAGGGCGUUGAGUAGAAGCUUGAGCUUGCAGAGCAAAAGUACCAGUUACCAGUCGUUACAAAACGAAGGAAUUAACACCAACAAUCAAGAGCAAAAAGCUGGUGAAACCACGACAGUGGGAGGCCUGGAAAUCAUAAGCGAAACCAGGUCGCCCAUAACAGGUCUUGGUUUGGAAAAAAUCGAUUGCAAGCCCAACGUUUGCCAAACCCUCUGGGCACUUCUACGUCUAAGAACUUUGCGUAUGGUGCGUGACAUUCAAAAGUUGUACUUCAUGAUCUUGUUCCCCCUGGGACUAGCUGCGGUCGGUUUGUAUUUCUACAACCCCCAAACUUUGAAGGGGCCGAAGCAACAACCCAUUUUAUUAAACGGCGACACUUACGGUGAUCAAACUACGUUGACAAUCUUCAACGGUACCAACCAGGAUCUGGAUCAGUUCCGAGACGUGUUACAGGACUACGGUGCCAAAAAAAUUGAAGACUUUGAUGGUAACUACUCGUCACUUCUAGAAUUGGCGCCUCACAUGGCUGCCUUCAAUGUCAAUAGUUUCCAAGACUUAGACUAUCAGUUUACGGUCAUGUACAACGAUACGUACCAACACAGCUUGCCCAUUGUUUUAAACAUGAUCAGCAAUGGAUUAUACAGACUGUUGAGUACCAGCAAGGUCAGGAACGGACUGUGGGAACCCAUAGACGUCUCGGCUCAACCUUUCCAACAAACUUCACAACCUGAGGAGUUUAACUUGGGGAUUUUUAUGGCCACCAUGUGUCUCGGCAUGAUUUUUGUCAUGGUGCCCGUCAGCCUUGCCGUUGACAUGGUUUAUGACCGAGAGAUUAAGGCCAAAAAUCAGCUUCGAGUGAACGGUUUAACCUUCAGCAUGUACUUCAUCCCCUAUUUUAUUGUUUUGGGGGUCAUCAUGUUGAUAAUCUGCGCUGCCCUUCUCGCUAUAAUAUUGUUGUUCGACAUACCGUCGUUGAGGGAGUGGCCUGCCUUGACGACUCUCGGUAUAGUGUUGUUGUUGUACACUCCAAGCUCGAUUUUGGCCACGUCUUGCAUUAGUUACAUAUUCGACAAGUUCGAGACGGCUCAGAGUGCCUUGCCCAACAUCGCGACCUUUGUUGGGUUCUUGCCUUAUUUCUUCGUCGUCUACUUGGACAUGCUGCGCAUGGGUGGCAAAGCCGCCUUUGUGCUUCACAUGAUUCUUUCGUUGUUCAACACGAUGUACACCCCUUACGCCAUCGUUUAUUACAUCCAGCGAGUUUACGUUAUGUGCAAGGUCAAUGUGGCUUGCACCAGCUUGUCUUUGGAAGAUUAUCUGACUGAUGAGAUUAUAAUGAUGGCUGUGGGUUGUCUUUUGAACAUACCGUUUUGGUUCGUGGUGCUUUUGGUGCUGGAUAUUAAGAAGAGCGGCGGAAAAAUAUCUGAUGCCUUUAAAUUCUUUAGAAGCGUCCAAAUUGACAGCAACUCCGAUGAUGCGAACGAGUUGAGUGAUAUUGGAGAAAACGAAGACAACGACGUGAAGGCGGAAAGGCAGAAGGUCAAAGCUUUUAUGGGCAACAGUAAUGCGAAGCAACCUGUGGUCAUGGUACAGAACUUACACAAGGAGUACCAGAAGUCACAUAGGUGUUGCCAAAACGGUGACGAAGCCAAUCCGGAGCCACCAAAGGUCGCAAUCAAGAGUCUAUCACUGGCGGUGGAUGCGGGAGAAGUGUUCGGCCUCCUAGGCCAUAACGGAGCAGGUAAAACCACAACCAUGAAAAUAAUAACAGCUGAAGAAGUACCGACGAGAGGCAGAGUUAACAUUGCGGGUGCCAGCAUCACGUCCAACCUAAACUCAGCGUUCCAAAUGAUGGGGUACUGCCCCCAGCACGACGCCCUUUGGAAGAACAUAACCGUGAGGGAACAUCUCGAGACUUACGCCGCUAUUAGAGGGGUCAAAUUCAGGGACAUAUCCCGUUUGGUCAAUCUAUACUUGAGCGGUCUGCAAAUACACGAGCACGCGGACAAGCAAACGCAUCAAUGCUCCGGCGGUACCAGGAGGAAGUUGAGUUUUGCCAUGGCGAUGGUGGGCAAUCCCAAGGUGGUGUUAAUGGACGAGCCCAGUACCGGUAUGGAUCCGCGUAGUAAGAGGUUCCUGUGGGACACCAUCCUGGCCAGCUUUCAAGGUUCGAGGGGUGCCAUUUUGACCACCCACUCCAUGGAGGAGGCGGACGCUUUGUGCUCCAGAGUGGGCAUCAUGGUCAAAGGGGAACUCAGAUGUUUGGGCUCGACCCAGCACCUGAAGAACUUGUACGGAGCCGGUUACACCUUGGAGAUGAAACUGAAGGGUGGUGACUCGACACCAUCUUCGACUUGUGGUGCUGAUAGAGUGUCGGAGUUGAGGGAGUUCGUGACGAACCUGUUCCCUGAGGCGACGUUGCAGGAGCUGUUCAUCGAUCGGAUGGUUUUCAGUGUGCCGCAGCAAAGCGUUUCUUCGCUGGCUAACUGUUUCAUGCAACUGGAGAAAGCAAAAUCGGAGUACGACAUAGAGGAGUACAGCUUCAGCCAGACGACGUUGGAACAGGUGUUCCUCAAGUUCGCCCACUACGACGAGGACAAGGCCGAAUAAAAAAAUUUAUUGUGAUCAAUUUGAGAAACUCUAUGAUUAAUUUUAAGCGAAAUCAAAACAAAUUAUUUAUUAUCGAUAGAUCAAUUGAAUUGCGUGGGUUAAAAUGAGUAAUGUAAUCACCAUGACGAAUUGUUGUUUCCUUUUUUUAUUUAUUUUAUACCUAUUGUUAAUUGGUAAGGGUUGAUUUUGAACAUUGUACAUAUUUGGUACAUUGCGAUUUGUGGCCUAAAUAUAUGAUUUUCAUUGAUGUUCAUUUGCUAGUGCCUGUUAUCAACUUUAAUGACUGGUUAUUUAUGUUGCUUAAUAUUAUUAUUAUCAUUAUUAUUAUUAUAUUUUGGUAACGUUUUCGCCAAGGAAUUAUUUAAGGGUUUUCUGAUGAGGAGGAAAAAUAUGGGAGUUUUAAUCCUUGGUAGACACUUUUUAAAUGUUAAUACAAAAUGAAGAACAAUAGAACAGUAGGUUUUUUGAAGAUUGUAAUUAAAUGCAGUUUUUGAAAUACAUUUUGAAGAAUUUUUACUUUAUGCAAUAAUAAUAAUUAAAGAUUAUUGUAAUA